Messenger RNA from Strongylocentrotus purpuratus (purple sea urchin), 1960 nucleotides. RefSeq names its product 2,4-dienoyl-CoA reductase, mitochondrial. Gene Ontology annotation, molecular function: 2,4-dienoyl-CoA reductase (NADPH) activity. The record is from RefSeq and is a predicted model, not a curated record. Gene Ontology annotation, cellular component: mitochondrion. Gene Ontology annotation, biological process: fatty acid beta-oxidation. NCBI's taxonomy places the organism in Eukaryota, Metazoa, Echinodermata, Echinoidea, Camarodonta, Strongylocentrotidae.
GCACUACAUGCGACAAACUCCUUGCACACACGUACUCUGCACCAAUCUCCAGAUAAACAUUCGACUUGUCAUUGACAUUGACAUUGAAACUUUCGAAUUGAAUUCAGUUCAUCUUUUCAAUGGCUUUUAACGCAGUGGCAAGAUAUGUCAACCGAAGUAGCAGAAUCCCUUCCAUAUUUGGGUACUCUAACCAGCUUUCAGUGCGAUGUUUAUCAGGGACGCCGCAGUGCUCCAGUAGCAACCCUUCAGAUAAGUAUGAUAACUUGAAAGCAGUGAAGACACCUAUGCUCCCUCCUGACACCUAUAAGGGCAAGAAAAUAUAUAUGACGGGAGGAGGAACAGGAUUUGGCAAGACUAUGACUAAAACAUUUUCUGAGCUUGGAGCUGAGGUUGCCAUUGUCAGCAGGUCUGUAGAUGUUUUAAAGAAGGCAGCUGAAGAGAUCUCCGCUGAGACCGGAAACCCUGUCCAUCCAAUCCAAGCUAACAUACGAUCCGAUCCUGAAGCUGUUAAAUCCUCUGUAGAUCAGUUUGUAGAGAUCUGCGGGGGACUUCCAGAUGUCGUCGUCAAUAAUGCUGCUGCUAACUUUGUGGCUCCUACAGAACGACUGUCUCCCAAUGCUUGGUUUACGAUCGUCGACGUGGUACUGAAUGGAACAAUGUAUGUGACGCUAGACAUCGCUAAGAGACUCAUCGAGGAGCAGAAAGGAGCAAACUUCUUGACUGUGAGUACCACCUAUGGCUCAUAUGGAUCACCCUUUGUAGUUCCCAGUGCAGCUGGUAAGAGUGGUAUAGAGAACAUUACAGGUGAUUGUUAAGCCAUCCUAUGUUUAGCGGUAGAAUGGGGCCGGUACGGGCUGCGCUUCAACACUAUGUCUCCAGGACCAGCCUACACAGAGGGAGCCAUGAGCAGGCUUGAUCCUACAGGGGAUUCCUUGCAAACCAAGAUCUCAGCCACUCCCAUUGGUCGCCUAGGAGAGUUAGAGGAGAUAGCCAACCUUGCAUCCUACAUCUGCAGUGACUAUGCAAGCUGGUUCAAUGGAGAGAACUUUAUCAUGGACGGUGGGCUUACGCUACAGGCUUCAGGAAUGUUCAGUGGAUACCUUAAGCUGAGUAAAGACGACUGGGAUCUGGCUGAAUCACUGAUCAGGAAGACCAAGGGCACCAAAUGAAACCACCGCAUGACUGUCACAUGAUACCGCAUGACUGUCACAUGACUGUCACAUGAUACCGCAUGACUGUCACAUGACUGUCACAUGAUUGAAUAUAUGACUGUCUGACUGUAAUCAGUAUGAUCAGAAUGGAAUGUCAUGAAAUUGUGGAUGAUGCACAAAAUAUCAAUCUUGUUGCCAUUCUCUGAAUUAUGAUAACAUGGAUAAUGUGCUUUUUUAAUUUCAAAAGAUUAUCCUGAAUCAUAGUUAUAAAAAGCAUAUGAAAUAUCCGAAUGAAUUAAUUUCGUUUUGCAUUUGCUUGAUGCCAUUUCACGGUGUUGAAUAAUGAGAAUUUAUUUAGAAUGACAUGGCAAGAAAUAUUAUAGCUUCAAUUGAGAAUGGCUUUGCUUACCUAAGGGAAUUUCUUUUAGAAAGAUAACUUCAGCCAAGCAAUUACUAGAUGCUUUUUGCGAAAAGCUAACAACGCUCUGAAAUAUUAUUUUGCAUAAACAUAUUUUUAAAACAUAAGUGUUUAUUAGUUAUUACAUGAUUUGAAAUUAAAUUAAUGUUUAUUGUGAAAGCUGAUGAGUUCUGAUAAUGGAAUUAAUUUGAGAGAAGAAAAAGCUCAUUAAUUGAUUAUCAUACAAUAGAUAUGUUUCUAGACCAACAAAUCAGUAGCAAACUGAUGAAACUGCAUGGUCAGAAAUAACAUUCCCAAACUAUUACCUGAUACCCUGGGGCGGUAUUCUGAACCCUGUGUUAUCUCUAAUAUUGUUGUAUCUUUGGAGAUAAGAUAAAGAUGGUAUUCUGAA